CGGAGAGCUGAAAAGGUCUCACUUGUUGCUGAGCAGGAGCUGCGAGCGUCAGCAAGAGGACCCGAAACCAGACCCCACACAUUCACUCCUUCCUCUUUUUUGUAAAAAAAAACCUGAACCAGGAGAGGGAUCAGGAUCCGUGCAGAGACCAACCAGACUCUCCUCUGCACCGUCACACCGCUGCUGUCUGUUUACAGCCCUCAGGAAGUCCACUUUGAUGUCUGCGUCAGUCCUGUCUUCAUGUGGACGCUUCAGUCUGCUCGGUGGACUCCUCCUCCUGGCCUCCUCUCCGAUCCUCACUGCAGGCCGGCAGAGUAACUGCACUCACCCUCUGGUUCCUGAACAUGGAGGCUUCCGCUGCGACCCGUCGCCGUGUCGAGGUUUCCACCAGAAGAGCACCAUCCACCUCUUCUGCGAGCCGGGCUACCACAUCAGCAACAAGGUGCGCGUGUCCAGGUGUACUCACGGGAAGUGGAAGCCUCAGAUCCCCACCUGCGUCCCCAUCAGAGACGGUCCAAACAUGAACUCUGACAACAGAGACAACGACUCGAUGCCCAGCAUGGCCACCACAGCGGUGGGCGUGUCCAUCUUCCUGCUCACCACCACUGCCUGUCUGGUCGUCAAGUCCCGCCUCUACCCCUGUCAAUCACACAGCCGGCGCUCCUCAGACCAGCUGGACCUGAUGGUGGACGGACUUCCUGUCUCUCUCCCCUCCUACGAGGAGGCGGUGUACGGCAGCUGGGGGCAGCGCCUCCCUCCCUGCUCAGCGCCGGGACCCACUCAGCUCCUGUUGGCUCAGGAAGCUCCACUCUGUCACCCGGCGUCUCUGAACAACCAAUCAGACGGCAGUCACCGCCCCCUCCUGUCCAAUCAGAGUCCGGACAACCCCCCGCCCCCCUACGAGGAGGUGCAGACGUCCCGUCCCAGAGACAGGAUGAGCAGUGGGGACAUCAGACAUGUCACACUUUCCAAUGACAAAGACACCUGAUGGACAGUUGAUUGUUAAUGAUGUCACCUUUUUGAUUGACAGCUAGCGGCAGCUCAGCCUUUAACUCGGUCUGACCACAAACGCCCGAAGAGACUGUCUGCACUUUUCCUGGUUUGCUUGCAGCUCAUCGGGAUGCCUUGUCCAAUCACAGGACGAAGAUAACAAGCUCUGAUUGGACGCUGUUUUAAAUGAGUUAAUGAUCGGGCGAAACCUCGUAUCUUAAAAAAGUUUGUUCAUAAAAAAGUGUUGUAGAAAUAUCAGAGUUAUGAGGUUUUUACAGGGCGGUGAUUGUGUGUGUGUGUGUGUGUGUGUGUGUGUGUGUGUGUGUGUGUGUGUGUGUGUGUGUGUUGUAUCUCUGGAGACGUUAUACUUCCCCUCAGUGACGGGGGUCGAUUGAGGCUUCCUCGGUGAAGUCUGCUGUGUGCUAUGUCGUCAUGGUAACCGCCUUCAUUUCAUUUCUUUCCUUUUUUUGUUUCAUGUUGGGUUUUUUGGGGGGGGGGG
This is a messenger RNA of Labrus mixtus (cuckoo wrasse), 1489 nucleotides long. RefSeq lists its product as uncharacterized. The transcript has 6 exons. The coding region runs from base 218 to 988 and encodes 256 amino acids. The record is from RefSeq and is a predicted model, not a curated record. NCBI's taxonomy places the organism in Eukaryota, Metazoa, Chordata, Actinopteri, Labriformes, Labridae.